This is a messenger RNA of Dryobates pubescens (Downy woodpecker), 497 nucleotides long. It is a transcript of the gene HCRT, whose product is annotated as hypocretin neuropeptide precursor. Gene Ontology annotation, biological process: neuropeptide signaling pathway; feeding behavior. Lineage: Eukaryota; Metazoa; Chordata; Aves; Piciformes; Picidae. The record is from RefSeq and is a predicted model, not a curated record. The transcript has a single exon. The annotation marks the transcript as partial.
UGCUGCCCAUUGCUCUGGCAGCUCCAGCGAGCUGCCUGCCUUCUGCUCCUGCUCCUGCUCUGCUCCCUGGCUGCUGCCCGCCAGAGUCUGCCUGAGUGCUGCCGGCAGAAGACCUGCUCCUGCCGCGUCUAUGACCUCCUGCAUGGCAUGGGCAACCAUGCAGCUGGUAUCCUCACACUGGGCAAGAGGAAGAGCGUCCCUCCAGCCUUCCAGAGCCGUCUCUACCGCCUGCUGCACGGCUCUGGCAACCACGCUGCAGGCAUCCUCACCAUGGGCAAGCGCGGGAAGCUCCCUGGCACCGCCUGCCACGACGCAUCAGGCUGCCCCGUGGGCAUGGAUGCCCAGCCGACGCCAGCGCUGCGAGGAGCUGAUGCCAGCCCUGCCAGCCCCAGGGAGUGCCAGGGACACUCGGGGAAGGACCUGCCCAAGAGCCCAGCCCAGGGAGAUGCCAAAAGUUUUUACUGAGUGGGGUGGGGCAGCGGGAGCAGGGAGGGGGC